GCGCAUAUCGGGAGCGCGCCUGGAGGCGGUCCGGGGCUGCCUCGCGUCGCUGUAAUCGCUUUCCUGCCGCUGCUACCUCCAGUUAAAUAGCAAGGACACGGGAGCGAGCGAGACGACGGCCGUGCGAGGAUACACUUUUCUCGGUACCUUGGGGAUUACGACGCCGAAUUGCAGCAUCGACGGCCAGCCGGCGAGGGCCCACAAUGUCCAGCGAAGUGCAGAGACCGGACGACAGCCCCAGCACGAGCGGGGGCAGCUCGGACAUCGAACAAAGGGAAACGGUACCGCCUGAGCAGGAGCGAGAGCAGGCACAGCCCAAGAAGAAGGAGACCAAGAUCUCGAGUAAAACCGCUGCUAAACUUUCAACCAGUGCCAAGAGGAUCCAGAAAGAACUGGCAGAAAUAACAUUAGACCCGCCUCCCAACUGCAGCGCCGGCCCUAAAGGGGACAACAUCUACGAGUGGAGGUCGACCAUCCUGGGCCCGCCGGGCUCCGUGUACGAGGGAGGGGUCUUCUUCUUGGACAUCGCCUUUACACCUGACUACCCAUUCAAACCCCCCAAGGUAACGUUUCGCACGAGGAUCUAUCACUGCAACAUCAACAGUCAGGGAGUGAUCUGCCUGGACAUCCUGAAGGACAACUGGAGCCCCGCCCUCACCAUCUCCAAGGUGCUGCUGUCCAUCUGCUCGCUGCUCACAGACUGUAACCCAGCCGACCCUCUGGUGGGAAGCAUCGCCACACAGUACCUGACCAACAGAACAGAGCAUGACAGAAUAGCUAAACAAUGGACGAAGAGAUACGCUACAUAGACCCCCUGCUGCGGACCCCCACCCUCCCGCUUCCUCCUCCUUCAUCGCUGAACCUCACUCUACCUCUCACCCUUUGUAUGUCAAAGCACACUCACUAAGUGCAACAGUGAACCUGCCCUCCUGUUAUCACCCUUCUCCUCCUUCUCUCCCCCCCCCCCAUUUUAUCUACCUUUUCUGUGCAAAAAUAAGAAAACUUUAAAAAAAAAAUGUUCUUUGUUCCUUGUUGACUUGAAAGCUUCUUUUUUAUACAAAGAGUAGAUUGGGAUUUUUAUUUUCCAAUAUCUGAAUGUUGGAAGUAUUGUAUUGGAGAAAAAAAAAAAAA
Fundulus heteroclitus (mummichog) is the source of this 1131-nucleotide messenger RNA. RefSeq names its product ubiquitin-conjugating enzyme E2 E2. Gene Ontology annotation, biological process: protein polyubiquitination. NCBI's taxonomy places the organism in Eukaryota, Metazoa, Chordata, Actinopteri, Cyprinodontiformes, Fundulidae. The transcript is spliced from 6 exons. Gene Ontology annotation, molecular function: ubiquitin conjugating enzyme activity. The coding region runs from base 204 to 809 and encodes 201 amino acids. The record is from RefSeq and is a predicted model, not a curated record. Gene Ontology annotation, cellular component: nucleus.